Messenger RNA from Diatraea saccharalis (sugarcane borer), 2446 nucleotides. NCBI's taxonomy places the organism in Eukaryota, Metazoa, Arthropoda, Insecta, Lepidoptera, Crambidae. The record is from the annotation of a GenBank genome assembly.
AGAUGCUAUAAAGCUUUAUAUAAUUAUAUACAAAAUAUAAAUUUAACUAUUUAGUGCAUGGAUUUAUCUUUCCUUGUUUUAUAAUGAACUGAUUGUAAGAUAAUAAGUUUGGCAAAAAGGGCAAGAACCCAGUGCCGUUAAAACAAUAAAUAAAAAAAAAAACUUUGUAUUGUUGAAUAAAAUUAUCAAAAAAUUAUAAUACUACUAAAAUUAUCAAAAAUGAUUUAUUUUUGUACAAACGCCAUUAAUUAAAAAGAAGACGAAGAACAUAUUCAAAGAAAAAUAAUUAACAAUAUUCUUUGUAGGUUUAGUAUUUAAGUGAAAGAAGACAAAAAAAAUACUAAAUAUAAAAAAAUCCUAUUUCUGCUUUUGAUAUAAGAAUUGGAUAUUGAUAUCUUCCCGAAUUGACGUCUCACUGCAAAAUAUAAUCGUAAAAUGCAUAACAUUCAAGAUGCUGAUAUUGUAACUAAAGAAAAGUAUGGUUCCAGUGCUAGUGAAAGGCUUUAUUUAAAACCACAAGGUAAACUUAACAUAAUAAUUUAUAUGUAUUAAGCUCUACUCACAUAAUAUAAAAACCAAUUUUAUUUUAGGACAAAGUUAUAUUGCAGUAUUAGAUAAAAAUAGAGUACCAAAUGUUGCGAGCUGGUUCACAAAAAUAUUCCUUCCUCAAGGAUACCCUCAUAGUGUCAGUAAAGAUUAUUUAUCUUAUCAAAUAUGGGAUACUGCUCAAGCAUUUUGCAGCACCAUAACAGGUACUUUAGCAACCCAAGAGGUUCUGAGAGGUGUCGGAGUAGGGGACACAAGUGCAACACCUCUAGCUGCAACUGUCACAUGGGUUAUCAAAGAUGGCUGUGGUCAUAUGGGCAGAAUUUUAUUUGCCUUUACCCAUGGAACUUAUUUAGAUGCUUACAGUAAAAAGUGGAGAUUGUAUGCAGAUACCCUGAAUGAUGCAGCAAUGUGUAUAGAAAUAGCUUUACCACUAUUUAAAAAUUACACAACAUUUGCUUUAUGUGUAAGCACUGUUAUGAAAGCUAUCGUAGGUGUUGCAGGUGGUGCUACUAGAGCAGCUAUGACUCAACACCAUGCAAUUCGAGGUAAUAUGGCAGAUGUCACAGCUAAGGAUUCAGCUCAAGAAACUGCAGUUAAUCUAAUUGCAUCUUUUACUGCGUUAUUUAUUAUAUCUGUUCUUGGAAACUCCCUCACUAUUUUCCUAAUUAUGAUGAUACUGCACAUAAUUUUCAAUUAUUUUGCUGUGCGAGCUGUAUGUUUACGAACUUUGAAUGAACCAAGGUUUUUACAAGCAAUUGAUAUCUAUUUAAAACAGGAGAUGAUUGCUUCGCCAUGUGAAAUUAAUCGAAAAGAACCAAUAAUAUUUUAUCAAUUGGGGCCAAACUUAUUAGAUUUAAAGUUAUGUGGAUUUCAAAUAAGAUUGGGUAGCUCUUUAAAAGAGUUAGUGAAGGAUAGUCCUAAAUUUUCCUUGUACCAAAACGUUCAAGAAGUCUACAGGGAUCGCAAAUAUGCUAUAUUUCCAAGAGUUAACAAGAGAAAAAUGCAUGUGGUGAUCAAAGAGAAUGCCUCUACGGAUGACAUUCUAUGUUCAUACUUCCAUUCUGUACUGUUAUCCAUCAUUAUCUGCGUCAUUAACGACUAUCAGUUGCCGUCUUCGAAAAAUGAUGGGGAGCCACGUCCUUUUGCUCAAGUGUGUCAGACUUUGCAGUCAGCAGAGUGGAGUCGGGAACCAUCUGAUUAUCCAAAAGCGCGUAGAGAAUUUAUUUAUGAACCCACACAAGAUCUUAUUAGAUAUGUCGACAAAAUAGUACAAAAAGAAUGGCGCAGAGUACGAGGCGGCCUACUUGCUACAGGAUGGGAUCUUAGUAAACAUCUCUUAAUGGUCGAUGAAUGGCGCAUAAUUGAUAAUAAUAAAAAAUCAGACCGGACGCAAAGGGAUAAUUUCAGUUCCAUCAUGGAGUGUGCUAAAAUAGUGUCUUUUGGCGAAGCUAUUUGUAAAAAUGAUUUCCCUGUAAACCUAAGUGAAACAGAAAAGCAAAUGGCGGAUGCCGUAAUACAAGAUAAUUUAAACAAAAAGAAAAAUUGAUUAUAUGUUACGAAGGAGGAAAACAAAUCGGCGAAUAACCUUGUAGACACACAUUGUAUAAACACCAACUAGUGGAGUGUUAGAUUUAAUAGAUUUUGGUAUAAUAAUGCUAAUAAGUUUUAGUAUGAUGGCUGUUUAAUAACAUUUAGGGGGCAGAUUUGAUGCAAUUUACACUGUAGUAGUUAUAUAUAGAAAUCGUGUUCAUAGUUUUUAAAUAAACUCAAAUAAUUCCAUAAGUAUUGUAAUUACUCUGUAACUAAGUAAAGAAAAUUAUCUAAGUUUUCAAAAAAAUAAAUCAUUCCUUAAAUUAGAUUAUUUAUUAAUUUUCUACCUUAAGCAUGGAGUACACCU